Seminavis robusta is the source of this 2397-nucleotide messenger RNA. NCBI's taxonomy places the organism in Eukaryota, Bacillariophyta, Bacillariophyceae, Naviculales, Naviculaceae. The record is from the annotation of a GenBank genome assembly.
UGAUCAAGAACUCGAGCAUCCCGGAGUCUACUUUGAAGAAAAAGAGCAACUCGGUCGCAUACCACUAUGUCCGUGAAAGAGUCGCUGCAGGCAUGGCAAACAUCACUUAUGAGAAUACAGAGAGCAAUUUGGCCGAUAUGUUGACGAAGAUCCAGAACGGGCCUGUGAGGCAGCGACUGGUUUCGAAAGUCCUCUACUAACAAUCUACAAAAAGGCAACAUGACCAUAGGGUGGGCCGUUUGGUGAACGGCAGGUCUGAGCCUCCAAGGGGCCUUGCCCCAAGGGUACAUCCUGUUUCAGACUUCCGAAGUCUGUUUUCCCAUUUCAAGUGCAAUCUAGCGUGAGAUAGAUCCCCCUCUAGCUUGAGGGGACCGAAAAUGACCUGUGGUAGCGAUUUAUGACUAUCCAGUUACCAGAUUACUAAAAUCAACCACAACAACCAAGUAGUAACACACACAACACUAUAGCAACCUCUUUAUCAACACCAUCAGCCUUUUUCGAACAUCCGUCGAAAAGUCGAAAAUGCUUUGGACGAACACUGUGCAGUCAUUUCAACAACCAGUGAGGCCGGUACGGUUCUCAUGUCCGGCAUUUGGAGCACCACAAACCUGACGAUCGUCGAGCUGGUUCCUUGUUUCCUCGUUGAAUGCGGCCUCAUUUUUUCAUGGCUUCAAGAUCGACAGUCAAUUGAGAAUUGCAUCCACCACUGAUCUCUCUACUGCCGGUAGCUGCAAUAACAGCAACAACGAAGUUGCCCCGCCUCCAAAGGACGAGUUGAAUACUCCUGACCUGGAAGAACAAUCCCCAGCCGAAAUGAACAACGGCGACACGACGAAGCCCCGCCGUUGGCUGGUAGACCGUUGCGACGGGAACGAGCAAGUGAUGGAUCCUGAUUCCAGACCUUGCUGUCCCAUCUUUUACGCCCCCCUUUUGCUCAAGUUUUUUCCAGACUAUCUAGAGCAGAACCGAGUUAUGGAGUGUUUGGGCAAGACGGGUUUGUUUUCACCCAAAAAUGUCACCGCACGCAAAGUGGUCAUGAUCAUUGCCUUGUUGUCCACAUUGAUCGGUUGGGCAUUCCUGAUUGUGUCAGACUUUAGCAUUUCCACGCAAUACAAGUACAUCGAAAUGGCAGCCUUUAACUAUGCCAGUAUUUCGGUAAACGUCAAUGACAACUCGACCUUAGUAACCAAUGCAACACGAAUCAGUUUGGGAUUGAGAGCUGCUGCCUUGGCAACUUCUUCCUAUGAGGACUACGUGGACCGUGAGGAAGACCAACGUGUCAUUGGUUUUGACGAGUUUUGUGGCAAUCAGCAUGAAAAAGAAACUCUCAGAGACAAGACAGUCAGCUCGUUGGCAUCCAGGAUCGUCUUUGCCAAUCCAGACAAUUGCCACCAGUGUGCGGAUGCCAGUCAAGCCAUGGUAUCAUCCAUACUCAUGUCCACAAUCACAUACUUUUUCACAUUUACGACCGAUAUCCUACGAAUCUGGCCCAACUAUGAUGUCAAUUGCCAAAAGGUCUUUGGCGCAUUCUUUGCCAUUUUCAGUACCGUCAUGGGACUUCGAACAUGGUUCAUCUAUAGGAACCAAUGCUUUGCCAGUUUUGCCAGUGGAUGGGAAUGCUACGAUGCGACCUUUGAACGAGUCGAAUGUGGCGACGAGUACACCUACGACUCGGGCAAAUUCUUCUUUCACAAUCCCUCUGUGGCAUACUCGGUUUACACCAAUUGGAUGAUUGGGCCCGGUCUGAUUUGCUUGGGGGUUGCUACCUUUGCCAAAGUCAUGGAUCUGCUCUGCAAUUUCGUCAUUCCGACGCCGUCCAUUACCCGCAAUCGAGACGAACAGUGGGAAUAUGAAAGAUUGGUUCAGAAACAGGAGGAGGCACAAGAGGUGGAACAAGAGGAAGAGGUUGAAGAGCACGAAGAGGCAGAACAAGAAGAGCAAAAAGAAGAGGUUGAGGCAGAGGCAGAUGACGAACAAGGGAACGAAAGAGAACACGAUGACGGGGGUGAAGCCAAGCAGGACGUGUAAAGAGAUCAGCGAGUGCACCCGCACCGCUGCCGCCGCCUUCUUUUGAGGGUAUUGGAUUGGAUUGUGAGAAUAGAGAACUAGAUCUUUAUGGAUUUACGCUCCGCCAGAAAUCAGAAAUCAAACAGCAUCGUUUGCCUUGUUUGCCGUCUGCGAUCCCUUUUCCAUCGUUUUUUCUGCUUUUGCUUUGAAUCUGUCUCGAGGAAGCGAGAGUGACUCACACGGGCCCUCGGAUAAAAUUCUCGUUUCAGUAGCUCGGCGAAAGCAACAGAACGAUGCUUUCCCCACGAGCACACGAACCCAACAGAGCCAAUGUCAUUAUCUUCUAUCGUUUCCACAAUCAAAUCCAUUAAAUGGCCAUAGUCCGGAUGC